Styela clava is the source of this 3279-nucleotide messenger RNA. Lineage: Eukaryota; Metazoa; Chordata; Ascidiacea; Stolidobranchia; Styelidae. The record is from RefSeq and is a predicted model, not a curated record.
GGAAACUCGAGAUCAUUGUGAUUUCAUGAUCAUAGCUGGCUCUGAAGAAAUCCCAGUUCAUAAGAAUAUUAUAUCUGUAGGAUCUGAUUAUUUCAGAGCAAUGCUGGCUCAUAAUAAUGCUGAGACAGCGUCUGGUAAAGUAGAAAUGAAAGAGGUUGAUCCAUUAUCCCUGCAAGAAUGCAUAGAAUAUAUUUACACUGGUGAAUUAUCUACUACUGAUGAAAAUGCUGAAUCUUUGAUGUUUGUGGCUGAAUUACUACAGUUGAAAGAUGUCUGUGGAGGCAUCGUUGAUUUACUUGAAGAAAAUCUCGAAUCAUCUGCAGAAUCAUUCUUUGCGACAAAAAGAAUCGCAAACCUGUACAAUUACAAAGAAUUGAUGGAAAAAUGCGAAAAGUUCAUGCUGGAUAAAUUUGAAGAAAUUUCUGUUCUUGAUGAGUUCAAGGGAAUAGAGGAAAAGGAGUUUGUUAGAUUGAUCAAGUCACAAGAUAACAAGGCAUUAGAGAGUGUCAAGCUAGAGGCGUUGGUAUCUUGGAUAAAACAUGAGCAAAGAAAUCGCACGAAACUUCUGAAGAAAUUGAACAACUACAUUGAUUUGCAUAAAGUACCGGUGACUUAUAGAAGAUUCCUUGUUGAAAACGAGCCAAUGGUAAAGUCAUGCCAUGAAUGUUCUCACGCUCUACUAAUAUCUGUGUUGGACAGCUUGAACGUUGGUGCUUCAAAUGUUCACUCUGCUGCAAAUAUAAAGCAAGAAGAAAAGGAGGCAAUUGCAGUGUUUGAUCGUAAUUCAAAGAGCCUGCAAUGCUUUGACCCUCAGAAUAAUACUUGGACAAAAAUGCAGAACAUGCCUGGAUCAGGAACUGACUUUUCUGCUGUGGCUCUUGGUGACUACAUUUAUGUUCUCAUGAUUGAUCAAUCUGUCCAUCGGCUGAAAUACUCAGAUCAUGAAGCUACUUGGGAGAGAAUGAAUGAUAUGAUGUAUAAACAUGGGCAGUGUCCUCCUAUUACUGUUUUGUCUGGAAACCUAUACGUUGUUGGUCAUUUAGAUGAUAACUCAAAAUCAGUUGAAAAGUUCGAUCCAUCAAGCAACAAAUGGGAAAAAGUAAAAGACAAAAAUCUCAGCAGUCGUUUUUCAACAGCGCUGGGUGCUAGAGGUUGUAUAUACAGCAUUGGUGGGUCGGUACCAUAUCACUACACCAACCAAGUAGAAAGAUUUGACCCAACAUCAUCAACUUGGUCAUUUGUUGCAUCCAUGAAUGAAGCAAAAGGCGAUGCCGCAGCUGUUGAAAAUGAAGGGAAUAUAUAUGUUCUAGGUGGAUAUGCGAACAAUCACUUGAAAACUGUUGAACGAUAUGAUAUUUCAACAAACUUGUGGUCCAUGGUAACUCCCAUGUUAACGAAGCGGAGCUGGUUUUGUGCUUUUGUGAUUGAUUCAGAUAUUUACGCAGUUGGAGGAAGGAACAGUUCACCAGGAAGCAUGGAGAAGUUUGAUUUCAAGAAGAAUCAAUGGGAGAUGAUUGACAUGAAGAACAUGGAUCUGGCGAUACUCGAUGCAGUGAAUAUGAAUUUGAAGUGAUUUGAUUGUAUAUGACAGAGAACAGUUCCUUGUGUUACCAUUCAAGGACAUACUAGUAGAUUAUGUUUGUAUUCUUACUAUUAUGGAAUUGUAUGAUAGAUAUUUGACAUUUAAUAUGUGCUCGUGUUACCACUGAGUAAAUUUUUUAAACUUCUAUAAUGAUUUCUUGCAUUACUUACCGUAAUUAAUUCAUAUAGUUUUCUUAAAUGUAAUUACUCAAUGACAUUGCCUAGAAAACGUCAACUCACUGGACAUAGCUAUGUUUACUACUGAUGUGAAGAAAUUUUUUUAAAUGAUUUGUUUGUAUUAAAUAGCCUAGUUUGUUUGUAGCAUUUUUUUUAUGUGAAUUCCGAUUAUGACAGUGUGUAGUCGGACAGAAUUGAUGCCCAUAUAAAAAAAGAUUGUUGGUUGAUGGACAUUCUGACUCCUGCUCUCAACGACAGGAAAACAGAGUUUAUAAAUCUUACAUUGGCCUCGACUCCUCAGCCCUGAUUUAGCUUGCUUAUCAUUUAAAGUUAAUUUUUGGCAAAUUGGAGUGGGAUUCUAUAUCCUUGUUAUGUAAAAUUUGUCACCAAAUAUCAUAGAUCAUUGGAAGCGAGUGUUAUAUAUAUGGCCAUUGGCCAGUAAAAAUUGAAUUGAUUUAUUGAUUUCUAUUCAGUUUUUAAUGCCAUUCGAUAUUAUCUGGGUAUGAAAUAUGGCCUUGUGCAUUCUUCAAACGGUUUCUUAUUCAAUUGAAUUCACCUAUCAUUUCUUAAAUCAAAAUCCGUGAAUGAAUUGCAAUUUAUAAAUUAGCAGAUGCCUUUUCCGCACAAUAUAAUAUAUUCAAUAUAGUUUUACUUUAAACAAACCUUUUCCAGCGCUAUCUGCAAAAUACUUAUACAAUAAAUUGCAUUCAUCUUUGUAUAGAUGUUGUUGUUAUUAAAGUUUAUUUCUGCUUCCAAUAUAUUCGAUGAUGAUUAUUUUUUUUUCAUCUUUGCUGUAUAUUUUAUCGCAUAAAUGCAAUCAAUACUUUACUACCAUGCAUCUAACGCUGAAUUCAAUUCUUCACUUUUUAUCUGUUUUGAAAAUCCACUGCAUGAUCACAUAGUUUGAAUUGAUUACGUUUGAUGCAUUCCAAAUGUUUGAACUUUACAUUGUAACAAACCUUUAUUAAAUAAACUAACGAAUUAAUUAAUUUGUCCAUUUCUCAAAUUCUACGUCAAUUUUGAGGAUUGCUUUGGUUUUCAGAGAAAAUUUGCUUCUUUAGUUUCAAGUGGGAAUUUAUUGCUGUUGAACCUGGAAAAGACGAUUGCACUUUAAAAUGUACUUUAUUGUGACAAAAAAUAAAAACCUAUUCAUGGAGAAGGGAAAUUCUAGAUCAAAAAUUUUACUAAUUACAUUUCUGAAAUUAAAAUAAAUUUGUAAUAUUUUUCAAUUUUAAAUUAUAUUUCUCCCAUUUCAUGAGAUAUGUACAUGUGGUAGACGGUUUCAUGCCUCGAUUUCUAUUCCGAUGAUUGCAUGAUCUUUACAAGCUCGCAAAUUAAAAUAAAAUUGUAGCCUAGUGUUUCGAAACUUCACUGAAACUACCAAAUAAACUCGGUUUUAGAAAAACAAGCAAUUGUUUAUGACCAAGCUUGAAAAUCUGUCCCAAUGUAAAAUGCGACUGUUCAAUUUCAACUAUUACAUCGCUGUAAUCUUAUUGAUUAUAGCUAUAAAAAGGAAGUCGA